AUGACUCAAAACCCGAACUAUUACAACCUGCACAAUGUCAGCCAUCAGCAUCUGUCCGACCACCUUUCAGAACUUGUUGAGAACACUUUGAGUGAUCUCGUGAAUUCAAAGUGUAUCGCAAUUGAGGACGAAAUGGACGUGUCGGCGCUCAAUCUUGGAAUGAUCGCUGCCUAUUACAAUAUCUCAUAUGUGACGGUCGAGGUGUACACAUUGUCCCUCAAGGAGCGUACGAAGUUGAAAGGCCUUCUCGAGGUUGUAUCGUCAUCGGCCGAAUUUGAAACUAUCCCGAUCCGGAGACACGAAGAUGCUCUUCUUCGUCGUAUCUACGACCGCGUCCCAGUCAAACUAGAGCGGGCCGACUUCGAGGCCCCCCACUUCAAAACGUUCCUGCUCCUUCAAGCUCACUUCUCACGGUUGCAAUUGCCGCCUGAUCUGGCUGCUGACCAGGUUCUCGUCCUGGAGAAAGUACUCAAUCUUUUGUCGGCCAGCGUCGAUGUGAUGUCGUCUAGCGCUUGGCUAAGCGCUCUGGGUGCAAUGGAUCUAUCCCAGAUGUGUGUACAAGCCAUGUGGGAGACGGAUUCGCCUCUGAAACAGAUCCCUCACUUUGAGACUGAGGUAAUCAAGCGUUGUAAGGACGCCGGUGUCGACUCCGUCUAUGACAUCAUGGAGCUCGAGGACGAUCGUAGAAACGAGUUGCUCCAGAUGACGCCCGCCCAAAUGCGAGAUGUCGCAACCUUUGUCAACUCCUACCCCACUCUGGACAUCUCUCACGAGCUCGUCAAAGGAGAAUACACCGCAGGCGCGCCAAUCAUCCUCCAGGUAUCGCUGGCACGUGACGCAGACGAGGAAGAUGAUGGUGAUCAAAACGUUGUUGCACCAUUCUACCCCCUGAAGAAGUUGGCGAAUUGGUGGCUCGUUGUCGGAGAUCCUGCCUCCCGUCAGCUCCUUGUCAUUAAGCGAGUCACGGUGACGAAGAGCCUUGCCGUUAAACUUGAGUUUACGUUGCCGAAGGGCACUCACUCACUGAAGCUCUACGUCAUUUGUGACUCUUACGUUGGUGCUGACCACGACAUUGGUCUCGAACCCAUUGAGGUGCUCGAAGGAGAGGAUAGCGACAGCGAUGAGGAUAUGGAUAGCGAUGAGGACGAGUAG
Laccaria bicolor S238N-H82 is the source of this 1152-nucleotide messenger RNA. RefSeq lists its product as uncharacterized. Gene Ontology annotation, molecular function: RNA binding; RNA helicase activity. The transcript has 5 exons. Gene Ontology annotation, biological process: spliceosome conformational change to release U4 (or U4atac) and U1 (or U11). Gene Ontology annotation, cellular component: spliceosomal complex. The record is from RefSeq and is a predicted model, not a curated record. NCBI's taxonomy places the organism in Eukaryota, Fungi, Basidiomycota, Agaricomycetes, Agaricales, Hydnangiaceae. The coding region runs from base 1 to 1152 and encodes 383 amino acids.